Oncorhynchus gorbuscha (pink salmon) is the source of this 5528-nucleotide messenger RNA. RefSeq lists its product as uncharacterized. Lineage: Eukaryota; Metazoa; Chordata; Actinopteri; Salmoniformes; Salmonidae. The transcript has a single exon. The coding region runs from base 2238 to 5411 and encodes 1057 amino acids. The record is from RefSeq and is a predicted model, not a curated record. Gene Ontology annotation, molecular function: nucleic acid binding.
CACAGCCCUUAAGUCCAGUCCAACGUACAUGUGAGUAUGUGCAACAACAUGCUAGGCCCUACUUUGCUGAACUUCUAUUUUAAGUGGAGAAACAAGAGCUUAGUGUUGACCCAGCUACAUGCCAUAAUCCAGAAAGUAGCAAACAACAGAACAUGAGCAGAGACUCUCCGUUCAAAAGAAAUUAACAGCAGCAUGGUGGAAAUGGAAAGCAAGCCCACUUCCAGUCACACACACACAACUUCCCUGAGUCACAAGUGGCACCAGACCUCAUCAAGUACCUCCUACGACGUGAGAUGGUGAGUUCCGGACUCCUGAAGUUUGAUGAUCGCCCUGAAAAUUAUUGGGCAUGGAAAGCAUCCUUUCUCAAUGCGACCAGAGACUUGAAUUUAUCAGCCAGGGAAGAGUUAGAUCUAAUUACCAAGUGGCUAGGGGCAGAGUCGUCUGAGCAAGCAAACAGAAUUAGAUCUGUCCAUAUUUUCAACGCAACAGCAGGGCUUAACAUGGUCUGGCAACGACUAGAAGAGUGCUAUGGUACACCCGAAGUGAUCGAGAAUGCACUGUUGAAGAAAAUGUAUGAUUUUCCAAAACUGGCUAACAAAGACAAUCACAAACUAAGAGAACUAGGUGACAUUCUUCUCGAACUGGAGUGUGCUAAAGUAGAAGGGUUCCUUCCAGGCCUCCCUUAUCUGGACACAUCUCGGGGGGUAAACCCUAUUGUAGAGAAACUUCCAUUCAGUUUACAAGAAAAAUGGAUAGCACAGGGAUCCAAAUAUAAGGAGGACUAUCGGGUAGCAUUCCCACCAUUCUCGUUCUUCUCGAGAUUCAUCAGGAACCAGGCGAAAAUUAGAAAUGACCCCAGCUUCACCCUCUACACCUCAAAAAAACAGGUGUCCAUGAAAAGUGAGAAACAUUCCAGGUACAGCAGCAAGACACCUGUGACUGUAUACAAGACAGAUGUGUCAUCUGAGGCCUCAGACCACCAAACCAAACCCAGUAAGACAAAGGUUGAAAACCCUGACCGUCACUGCCCAAUACAUAACAAGCCUCAUCCUCUUAAAAAGUGUCGUGGGUUUAGAUACAAAACUCUAGAUGAGCGCAAAUCAUAUCUCAAAGACAAUGGCAUUUGUUUCUGAUGUUGUGGGUCAACUCAGCACAGAGCUAAAGACUGUAAGGUUUCAAUCAAGUGCUCUGAGUGCGACAGCGACAGACAUCUUGCUGCUCUGCCUCCAGGCCCAGCCCCUACAAAUACAGACACCGCUACAGCAGAGACAGAGCAUGGCGGGGAGCAAGGUGACGAUGCUCUUCUAUCUGUCACCUCAAAGUGUACAGAGAUCUGUGGUGAGGCAGUCAAUCCAAGAUCAUGUUCAAAUAUAUGCCUAGUCAAAGCUUAUCCGGCUGGGAAAAGAGAGAAAGCUGUCAAAAUGUAUGUAGUGCUUGAUGAACAGAGUAACAAAUCUCUGGCCAAGACAGUUUUUUCAGUCUCUUCAACAUCAAUGACAACUCUGCUCCAUACACCAUGAAGACGUGUUCUGGGGUAACAGAGACUUCGGGCAGGAGAGCUGUCAACUUCAUGGUGGAGUCUAUAGAUGGACACAUGCAGCUCACUCUCCCUACUCUGAUAGUGUGAUAUGAUGCCAGACGAUAGGAUGGAGAUUCCCUCCCCCGACAUUGCGUAUCGUCAUUCUCAUCUGCAACCAGUUAUGGACAGAAUUCCAGCUGUGGACCCAGACGCUCCCAUCCCCCUGCUCUUAGGACGAGACAUCUUAAGGGUACACAAGAUACGAGGGCAAAUCAAUGGGCCCCACGACACUCCUUAUGCACAGCGACUCGACCUCGGGUGGGUCAUUGUGGGUGAGGUCUGUCUGGGAACGGCUCACCGACCAGCCAAUGUUAACGUGUUCAGGACAAACAUACUUCAAAAUGGUCGCACAUCCUAUCUGAGCCCUUGCCCUGACAUCAUCCAGGUAAAAGAGAACUACAAUAGCGUAGCUCAGAAACACAUCUCUCCCUCUACAGUGCACUCGAGAGUUCCAAGCACAACUGUGAACACAAACAGCCUGGGAUGUUCCGUGUUCGACAAAACACAAGACGAUGAUAAACCAGCAUCAUCAGUGGAGGACAAAGCCUUCUUGGACAUUAUGAACAAACAGGUUUUCCAGGAUGAUGGAAACCACUGAGUGGCUCCAUUACCCUUUCGCCCCACUAGACGUCGCCUUCCUAAUAACAGGGAGCAGGCCAUGAACCGUCUCACAUCACUUCGCAGGACUUUAGACAAAAAGCCUGACAUGAAGCGUCAUUUUAUUGACUUCAUGCAAAAGAUGCUGGAUAACGACCAAGCCGAACCUUCACAGCCACUAGAGGGAGACAAAGAACGUUGGUAUCUGCCCAUAUUUGGUGUUUACCAUCCACAAAAGCCUGAACAAAUACGAGUAGUAUUUGACACCAGUGCUAAGUGUCAAGGCGUGUCACUUAACAAUGUUCUGCUCAGUGGUCCAGACUUAAACAACACACUCUUGGGUGUCCUAAUGCGUUUCCGCAAGGAUUGCAUUGCACUAACAGCAGAUGUGCAACAAAUGUUUUACUGUUUUGGUGUACGUGAGGAUCACAGAGAUUACUUAAGGUUUCUCUGGUAUGAAGACAACAACCCAGAUAGAAACAUAACUGAGUACAGGAUGAAAGUGCAUGUAUUUGGGAACAUCCCUUCACCAGCCGUAGCCAUCUAUUGCAUGAGACGAGCAGCGCUACAGGGUGAGAAGGAACACGGGUCAGAACCCAAACAAUAUGUAGUGAGGAACUUCUACGUCGAUGAUGGUCUGACAUCAGUAGCUACUACAGAAGAAGCUGUCAACAUUCUAAGAAAAACACAAGCAAUGUUGGCGGAGUCCAACAUGAAACUACACAAGAUUGCAUCCAAUAGCAAAACAGUUAUGGAAGCCUUCCCUAUGGAGGACCGUGCGAAAGACUUAAAAGAUCUGGACCUAGGAGUGGAUCUACUCCCGUUUCAAUGGAGUCUGGGACUUUCCUGGACCCUGGAAACAGACAGCUUCUCAUUCCAGGUGUCCCACAAUGAGAAGCCUUUUACGCGGAGAGGCAUCCUGUCCACAGUGAAUAGUCUUUAUAACCCCCUUGGGUUCGUGGCUCCAAUAACAAUGCAAGGUAAAGCCUUAAUCAGAGAACUCUCUUCCGAUCAGAGUGAGUGGGAUGCCCCUCUUCCCACAGAAAAAGAAGAGGAAUGGAAAAUGUGGAAGGAAUCUUUGGAGUUGGAACAUAUGAAUAUUCAGCAGACCUACAUCCCAGUCUCCUUGUCUACCACUCAAAGAAGAGAGCUACACAUCUUCUCAGAUGCCUCUACAGUAGCCAUAGGAGCGGUAGCCUACCUGAGAGUUAUUGACUCGGAAGGUCAAUGCCAUGUUGGAUUUGUCAUGGGGAAAUCAAAAUUGGCCCCUCGUCCAGCCCACACUAUCCCACGCCUAGAACUGUGUGCGGCUUUGCUAGCUGUUGAGAUGUAUGAACUGAUCAAAGACGAAAUUGACAUUGAUAUACAUGCAGCCAAGUUCUACACAGACAGUAAGAUAGUUCUCGGUUACAUCCACAAUGUCACCAAAAGAUUCUAUGUUUAUGUUUCCAAUAGGAUAACUCGCAUCAGGAAGUCUACCCAUCCAGAUCAGUGGUGCUAUAUAAACACUGACAGCAAUCCAGCAGACCAUGCAACCAGGCCCAUACUUGCUGCGCUCUUAAAACACACUAGUUGGUUCUCAGGUCCACCGUUCCUGACCCAAACAAACUCGAGUAAGCCUGAGAACAUCAAUUUUUACCUUGUAGAGCCUCACACAGAUGCAGAGAUUCGACCAGAUGUCACUGUCUUUGCAUCUAAAGUUUCUGGAGCUCAACUCGGCUCUCAUCGCUUUGAGAGUUUCUCAAGCUGGAAAACUCUCAAUCAAGCCACAGCACGACUCAUUCAUGUUGCAAGAUCCUUCCAUGAAGGUGCAGACAACACCAGCUGCAGAGGCUGGCAUGACUGUAAUAAACCAUGCGGUACAAUUGAGUUGUCACAAGCCAAAACAGCAAUCAUUCACUGUGUGCAACAUGAAGCUUUCAGUGAGGAAUUCAAAUGCAUUGAAAAGGGAAAAGAGUUCCGAAAGCAAAGUACACUGAAAAAGAUGAACCCAGUGAUUGAUGAGGAUGGGUUGCUGAGGGUGGGAGGCCGCUUAUCCUCCGCCGACAGGUUACAAGACAAAAAACAUCCUCUCAUCAUCCCACGGACACAUCAUGUUGCCACUCUGCUGGUAAGACAUUAUCACGAGCAAGUGGCUCACCAAGGCCGUCAUUUUUCAGAUGGAGCUAUUCGAGCAGCAGGCUUCUGGAUUAUUGGGAGCAAACGUCUGGUCUCUGGUAUCAUUCACAAGUGUGUCACCUGCCGGAAGGUUAGAGGGAGGUUAGUUGACCAAAAAAUGGCUGACUUGCCUGCAGACAGACUGACAUCUGAACCACCAUUCACCAGCGUUGGACUUGAUGUGUUUGGACCAUGGAAUGUCAUAACUCGUCGCACUAGAGGUGGUAGUGCAGACUCCAAGCGCUGGGCGGUGCUCUUUACAUGUAUGUCUACAAGAGCAGUCCAUAUCGAGCUUAUCAAAUCCAUGUCCACAUCCAGCUUCAUCAAUGCGCUGAGGCGAUUUUUCGCUAUCCGUGGUCCAGCAAAAGUGCUACGGUCUGAUCGAGGUACAAACUUUAUAGGUGCCUGCAGGGAACUGGGUAUCGACACAAAUGACUCAGAACUGACUAAAUACCUCUCAGAUAAGGGAUGUACUUGGAUAUUUAAUCCUCCACACUCAUAUGGGUGGUUCUUGGGAGAGACUCAUUGGGGUUGCAGACGUAUUCUUGAUGCUAUGCUGUUUCAGACGGGCUCCACUCGUCUCACACAUGAGGUCUUGAGCACUCUUAUGUCUGAAGUUAUGGCAAUAAUCAAUGCGAGACCCUUAGUGUCAGUAUCAACCGACCCUGACAUGCCUACCAUUCUCACACCCUCAAUGUUACUUACACAAAAGACCAGCGCUACAUCAGCCCCUUCCGGAUACUUCAGCAUGAACAACCAUCAUGGAAAACAGUGGAAGCAAGUCCAGUGUCUCGCUGACACCUUUUGGAAAAGGUGGAGACAGGAGUACCUGACAACGCUGCAGAGAUGCAGAAAAUGGACAGCAGAAAAGCCAAAUGUAAAAGUGGGAGAUGUUGUCUUAUUGAAAGACAGUCAGGCACACAGAAAUGACUGGCCAGUCGGGCUUGUGGUAAAAACCUUUCCCAGUACUGACAAAAAGGUUAGGAAAGUAGAACUAAAAAUUGUCAAGCAAGGAGCUGCUAAGGUGUUUCUGAGACCAAUCUCAGAGAUUGUUGUUCUUCUUUCUGAAGCAUCCUAGAGACAAAAGAUAAAAAUAGAAAGGACAUUAUUUGUUUCUUGAUAUGUUUUAUUUCAUAGUGGCACAAUUUCAUUAUACCAGGCGGGGAGUGUGCUGCCAUCCUGUUAGAAGGUAACA